Trichoderma citrinoviride is the source of this 2258-nucleotide messenger RNA. RefSeq lists its product as hypothetical. The record is from RefSeq and is a predicted model, not a curated record. The transcript has a single exon. The annotation marks the transcript as partial. Lineage: Eukaryota; Fungi; Ascomycota; Sordariomycetes; Hypocreales; Hypocreaceae.
CCCGGAUUGAGCCGCAGCAUCGACAGGGAGGCGCUCGAUGGACCGCUGUUUACUGCAGAUAGGAGAGUGGCCGCUCAAUCCGACGAUGGAUUCCAGGCGAGGGUUGUGAGGAAGAGAGAGAUGAUGCCAUCCCGUGAAUCGGAUCGAAAUGCGAUCCCCAUAGAAGUCGCCGCCGCCGCCGCCGCAACCGCAACCGCAACUGGCCAUUUUGUGCCCCCUUUACGAUAUCCUGCUCGUACCGUCGCCGCCGUCGCCGCCGCCGAAGGUCGCUGCUCCCCGAGGUGGCCGCACAUGGCCUCCUUAGGCCCCUUGGUCUCUCCUUUGGAAUUUGACCAAAUGGUUCAAGAUACUCCGCCUCCGCUGUCUCUUUCCGUGUUAUUGGAUGAUGAGUUCAGAGCGCCGACACCCGCCGUUGUGGUUCCCGACAGGGCGACGAUUGACAGGCGGAGGGCUCGUAUGCUGCGUCACAAGCAGAAGAUAGAACUUCAUGAAGCUGAAGGCGCAGUCGCAGCUGCCGUGGCCCCCAAUACCAUUGCAGAGGCAUCGAGGCCUGCCGCCCGUCUAUCCUUGCCCGGCUUCCGCAACGGCGGAGACCUCCCUCAUCUAGACCAUCAGAUGAUGUUGGAUUUGGAGGAACAUCAGUCUCUAGCCGUCCCGACUACACGCAGGAGUAAUAGUGAUUCUGAGGAGGAGGAUCUUCGUAAAUCCAUAGCUGACAUUUUUGCAGAGGAUAGAUCUAAGGAGCACAUCUCGUCAAGCAGUGACCGAGAUUAUGAACGGCGCCGCAAGUACCGCCAUUCUCGCCACUCUUCCCAUUCCAGCAGGAAUCGUGGGGAAGAAGAGGGCAGAGAGUACAGAGAGUACAAAGAGAACAGAGACAGCAAGCGCCGCUCACACGAAUCUCAGGGGUCAGCCUACCGCCGUUCUAUUCCUGACAGCGGUGGUUCUCGACCUGGAUCUGGGUCAUCCAAGCUUGAUACGCCACCUCGAACUCCUCGACGACGCCACAGCGGCGUGGUGGGCGAGAUUCCUGUCUCUUCCAGCCGGAGAUUCAGAACUCCGGAGGAGCAGGAAGCCCACGAGCAACGCAAAGCUCAACGCCGUGCUGCCCGGGAGGCUGAGCGGCUCGAAAAGCAAGAGGUGCAUGUCAACGAGAGCGGUUACGAGUGGUAUCAAAGUCACGAGCGGUACGGUCAACCUGAGCGUCACUAUGAGCGUCGCGAAAGACGUCAGCACUACGAUUUUCGAGACCAACAAGACUAUCGUGCUGUUGAUCGUUCCGACCGCCGUGACGCCCAAGAGCGUCCCGAAUACACCCAGCGUCCCGAGCCCUUUGAACGUCCCGAACCGGCUAACAACAGCCGUGAGGUGCCAGAGGAGGUGUAUGGUCGCGCUGAGAAGUAUGAGCGGCGUGAACGACAAGACCGUCGCGAGCGUCGCCGUGAGCGCCGUGAAGCCUACGGAAAGACUUUGGCACCUGAGCCGGAGCCGCAGAUCUUCCAGCAGCCAGCUGAGGAAAGCAUAGAACCACCGCCCGCGCCCGCGCCGGCGCUGGCCCCAGCCCUGGCCCCUGCUGUUGCCCCUGCCGCUCCAGAGCGCAAGGGCAAAGAGGUGGGCUUCGACUUGCCACCCGAGGAGAUCAAGCGCCAUCGCAGUCGCUCGUUCCGUCAACGUUCAAGCAAUACUGGUUACUCUCGAGAUGACUACCCACGGCAAUCUUCUCCGGAGAAGCGAUUCUUCGCGAUGAGCAAUGCCGAAGGCGUCGUUCGCAAGUCGUCUUCGCCGCCACCUCAAGACAGGUUCGCGUACCCGCCAACACGCGAUGCUUCUCUUCCCGAGGAGAUGAGACCCAGAACGCGGGACCGGGACAUUCCCCGGACCCGUGAUCGUCGCAUGUCUGAGGCUACCUACGACAGGCCUCGCAGGAGCCGCAUCGAAGACCCUGCUAGGCAGUCAGGCCCACUGGAAGAGGGCGACGACGCUGCUCGGCGAGCCCGUCAUGAACGCAGGCGGAUGAAGGAGGCGAAGGAGCAGGAGAAGAAGUCUGGGGGGCUCAGGGGAGUUUUCAAGAGACUGUUCAACUGACUUGAGAAGGAAUGGUAUAUGUGGCAGAAGCGGCGGCGAUGGAUUAUGGGAUCACGUUUAUGCAAACGACUUAAUGAAUCACGCGUGUAUGGAUCAUCUAUUCUUCUUCAUAGUAACGUCCUGGCCAUUAGGCUGGUUUAUGAUAGUUUAGUUCGGUUAAAGUUAAAAGAAGG